CCAUAUUCCUGUCCGCCCAUUGGAUGGCGGUCUGUGACGUCAUGUGACCGGGCUUCUUUUUUAAAAAGACGGCGGGAAGCGCGAGCGUUAUUAGUGCAGGUCCGCGAGAGCGAUGGUCCGAACUAAAGCCGAUGCCGUCCCCGGCGCUUACCGGAAAGCUGUUGCCGCUUCUGCGCCACGGAAGUCACUCGGCGCGUCCGGAUCCAUGAACGCGCACAGCAGCGGCGCGCAGUCGGGCACGCCUGCUAAGGGCAAGUACGCGGGGGGUAACCCUGUGUGUCCGCGGCCCACACCCCCCUGGCAGAAGGGCAUCGGGGACUUCUUCGGGGGUCCCAGCCGGAAGCUGGAGAAGGAGAACCUUCAUCCCGUGUCUGAUGAUGAUGAUGAUGAGGAGGCGGGCGGCAGUGGCGUCACUAAAGCACCCAGGAAGGCCAAACCAAUCAUUGAUGACGAGGAGGAGGAAUAAUUCAUGAAGCCGUUUACGUUUCAUUCACACGUGGUUUUUAGUGUAAAUCUUCUGUAAAUACUUUUAAUAGGAUGUUGUGUUUGUCUUGUACAGAUUAAUAAA
Molecule: messenger RNA, 568 nt
Organism: Carassius carassius (crucian carp)
Lineage: Eukaryota; Metazoa; Chordata; Actinopteri; Cypriniformes; Cyprinidae
Product: PCNA-associated factor-like
Exons: 4
Coding region: 113-466 (117 amino acids)
Biological process (GO): translesion synthesis; regulation of cell cycle
Cellular component (GO): nucleus
Molecular function (GO): chromatin binding
Source: RefSeq, a predicted model, not a curated record